AUGGCGAGAAUAAUAAAUGCUUUAACAUACUUUUUUUUUUUAUCAACAUUCAUUUUAUUAUCUUACACAGCCCCUAUAGAACCAUCCAGAGUUUUAUCUUCUCCAUCUGAUUCAGCAUACUUAAAAUUUAAAAAUGGUGAAAUACCCACUUAUGUAACCGAUUAUGCACCGGUUGUUCAUUUAUAUGCAGAAGAAAAGUAUUUACCUUAUUCAAUAGAGGAAUUUGUAAAGCACUUCUAUGUUUCUACGGCAAAUGGCAACAAUAUUACUCAAAAGUUACCUUUAACUUUAGCAGAUCUUAACAUUAUACAAAAAAAUACCAACACAGCUCCUGAAGAUAUCUAUUUAACUGCCUUGUCUAACUUUGAUAGUGACCCUAAUUGGAUCACAGGAGUUAAAAAUAUUCCAGAUAUUGAAACCGGGUUACUAAAGAAUGCACCCGCCACAUUAAUUGUUGUGGAUAAAGGUGAAGGCUGGGUGGACGCCUUUUGGUUUUACUUUUAUUCAUUCAAUUUAGGACCGUUUGUUAUGGGCGGAGGUCCUUAUGGUAAUCACGUUGGAGACUGGGAACAUUCUCUUGUGAGAUUUUAUCGAGGUGAACCGCAAUUAGUUUGGAUGUCUGCGCAUGGAGGCGGAACUGCAUUUAAAUUCCCUGCUAUGGAAAAGGUAUCUAUGAAGUCAGUAACCAACAGCAGCAAAAUAACCAAAAGACCUGUAAUUUUUUCAGGCCGUGGAACCCAUGCAAACUAUGCUACAGUUGGGCAGCAUUCUCAUGACCUUCCAUACUAUAUACUUUCAGAUUUUACGGAUCGAGGACCAUUAUGGGAUCCAGCGAAAAAUUUUGUGGCAUACACAUAUGAUGGCUUAAAAAUUUCAUAUGCAAAUGGAUCAGAACCAGGGCGAGAAGAGCGAUACGGCGAUUGGUUAUAUUUCUUAGGACAUUGGGGUGAUAAAAAGUUAGCACCAACUGAUCCUCGACAGAAAUAUUCACCAUUUGAGUGGCGAUAUAUUGAUGGUCCAAUUGGCCCUUUAGAUAAAAAUCUCAUGAGAACAGGACCAUGUCAACGAUACAAAUGGUACAAUAUAUUUCAAACUUGUGAUAUUCGCUCGACUCUUAAAAUGGGUGAAGGAAUAGAGGCAGAAGGUGGAGGUUGUGCACUUGCAUUUGACAAUGUCAAGCCGUAUGUGCUACAGAUGUUACUACGAUUAGUAACCUGGAGGGGAUGGGGUUGUAAUUUUAUUGAUAGCAUUUUUGGUUGA
Messenger RNA from Magnusiomyces paraingens, 1260 nucleotides. RefSeq lists its product as uncharacterized. Bases 1 to 1260 code for a protein of 419 amino acids. The transcript has a single exon. The record is from RefSeq and is a predicted model, not a curated record. Lineage: Eukaryota; Fungi; Ascomycota; Dipodascomycetes; Dipodascales; Dipodascaceae.